AUAAUUUAAACAUUUACAUGGACAUCCAAGUCAGAUAUUAAAAUGAAUAAACCACCUAUAAUGGUGUACAAUCAUUCGAUGAUUUGUUGCAAGAGAUUGAAAAAAAGUACCCUCUUCUAACAAAUUUCGAAUUGUCAUAUUAAGAUGAAGAGGGCGAUACAAUUUAGGUCUCAAACACAAGUGAUAUCAUAGCAAUUACUGAUUUACAUAAAGUGAUAAUUUAGAUGGAGGCUUAAAUAAACUAAAAUAAGGUCCAAGAAUUGGAGAAAGCUAAGAAAGUGGAAGAAUUAAGAUAGAAACGACUUGAAGAGCAAAAAAGAAAAAAGUUGGAGGAAUUAUAAAAAGAGAUGAAUAAACUUUAAGAAUUGAGCCAAGAGAAACUCCAAACAGAGCAAUAAUAUAGAGAGCAAGCUGAUCAAUUGAAUCAUCUCCUAAUACAACUGAGUCAAUUCCAAAAUCAACCUUUGGCUGAGUUUAAAAAAGUGUUUUAUGACUCUGACAUUUUUGAUUAAAUCAGAGAAAAAGAAUAAGAAUUAUUGGUGUUAGAGGAUAAAAAAGGGUUUGACACCAAAUUAAAAGCAAUUCAGAAGGAUGUGUAGGAGACAUUUGAAAAAUUGUUCUCAAAAAGGACUGUUUAACAUUAGGAGAACUAUUAGAAAUGGUUGGAAAAUAAACACAAAAUUCAAAUUGUUAAUUAAUAGAUUGCUUAGAAGGAAAUCGAGAAAUAGGGAAAACUUUAAAAAUUAGAUGAUAAAUUGAAGAAAGUUCAAGAGAGUGUGGCCAAGAUGAAAGCAGAAUUAAAUGUACCCUAGUAGAUUGAUGAUUUAUUUUGAUUCAUUUUGAUAUUUUGAUAGAUUUGAGUCUUC
Messenger RNA from Paramecium tetraurelia, 866 nucleotides. RefSeq lists its product as uncharacterized. The transcript is spliced from 4 exons. The record is from RefSeq and is a predicted model, not a curated record. Gene Ontology annotation, molecular function: protein binding. NCBI's taxonomy places the organism in Eukaryota, Ciliophora, Oligohymenophorea, Peniculida, Parameciidae.